GUGAGUCCGCAGAGGCGCAAAUGAAGUACUGGACGAUGGUCAAAAAACACAUGGACGAUGUGGGACCGAUAUUACGAUCCAUCUUCAGUGGGCGUGCCUGGAAGAAACGCAGUCUCGCCGCCAACGACGAGGUGAAAAGUAUCAACGCUUUAAAUGCUGAUUAUUACAUGCGCGUGGAAGUUACGUUGGAUUGGACUGAGACCAAUGUGUCUUACAAGCUUGCGAAAAUUACUCGACGGGUAACUUCGGGAGGGAUUGAGACAUUUUACAACGGGUACAUUACCAAACACUUUGCGAAUUCCGCCAUGAUUCAGCUGUCGAAGGUGAAGUCGUUGUCUGAAAUGCUGAAGAUGCUGUCUUUGCUUCUCAGGGACGCAUUUGUGCCGGUGGUGUUGGAGAGGUAUGGCAAACUGGCAUUUACCUCUGGGAGCUUUCUGGAGGCGGUAAAAGACAAGUAUGUGGAGCUGGUUCCAGGAGGACGCGAACAACGGCCCUGUGUGCUGAAGGAAAACAUUGUACUGCGCCCCACCAGCGUUGCUGCGUUAAAGAAGAGAGACAACAGGAAUGAGAGGCCUGCAGUAACGGACGCGGUGAUGUACUUGCCGGUUGAGCCAAACUUUCCGCUGCUGGACGCUCUUUUUUUCCUGAACACAAGCCCGAGAAGGACGAUGGUUGGGCUGCAGUUUACUACGGCGGCUGCGCAUGACACAACGGACAGUAAAUUGAAGGAUUUUGAUGAUGAUAUGACGAAGUGCUUUAACAAUUGGGGCAACAUUUCCCGGGACUUGUCUUUGGAGAUUAUUUAUGUGCAGCAUGCCGGCAGUGCGCCAAUGCGUCGGUGGCAGAAGUGCGCCGGUAUCGAACGCUUGACGAGCGAAAAGGAUGAGAGAAUUGCGAAGUUGUGGACAGACGCACAUCAGUAUCGGCUGACGUUACUAUACGAAGAC
This is a messenger RNA of Trypanosoma conorhini, 947 nucleotides long. Its product is annotated as retrotransposon hot spot (RHS) protein. Lineage: Eukaryota; Euglenozoa; Kinetoplastea; Trypanosomatida; Trypanosomatidae. The record is from RefSeq and is a predicted model, not a curated record. The annotation marks the transcript as partial. The transcript has a single exon.